This is a messenger RNA of Psammomys obesus (fat sand rat), 1821 nucleotides long. It is a transcript of the gene Cadm4, whose product is annotated as cell adhesion molecule 4. Gene Ontology annotation, biological process: negative regulation of peptidyl-tyrosine phosphorylation; regulation of Rac protein signal transduction; regulation of wound healing. The record is from RefSeq and is a predicted model, not a curated record. The transcript has 8 exons. NCBI's taxonomy places the organism in Eukaryota, Metazoa, Chordata, Mammalia, Rodentia, Muridae. Gene Ontology annotation, molecular function: vascular endothelial growth factor receptor 2 binding. Gene Ontology annotation, cellular component: cell-cell contact zone. Bases 1 to 1821 code for a protein of 606 amino acids.
AUGGACAAGCUGGGUUCAGCGGAGCCUGCGUUCUUCUGGGAGCGCCACACCCAGGGGCUGACCCGGCUGGGGUCCCUGGAACCCGGGCUGGCAUGGGACACUGGCAGAGGGGGCGUGAGAGGGCAGGGACCGCGGUCCGCAGCUGGCCGUGAUGGUGUGAGCUCAGCCCUGCACAGACAUGAGGCCCAAGUUCAGGCCGUCCUGGCGAACGUGUGUGUGUGUGUGUGUGUGUGUGCGCGCGCGCGCGAGUCCUGGUGUACAUGUGUGUGCCCGCGUUCCAGACGUGGGAAGACAAAGCCGGCAGAUGGGCCUGUGCCUGUGGCUUGGCGUGAAAGCCGCCCCCACAGCGUGCGCGCCGGCUCCCGGCCCCAGGGGACUUCUCCAGGGCCCGCAGUUCCGUCCAUCCCCGGGCAUGCCCUCUCCCUUGCACUAGCCAGUCUUCCCGAUGCCCGCAGACGAUGCUCCAGAGACGAGCAAAGGCCGCCUUCCGUGUGGCCUCCGCCCCCAGGGAGCCCAGGCAGGAGGGUUGCCGGGGUCCGAGGCCCCGUGGGCUGUGGGGCGAGGACGGGAGUUGACGAGUGUGCGCCGAGGUCAGGGCGGUCCUCAGGGCGAGCCGGCGGCUCCGGGGAUGCUGGGUCAGGCCCAGGACCUCGGCGCACGCACCCUGUCUGCCUUGGCGCAGGGACGGGGCAGGAGGUGCAGACGGAGAACGUGACGGUGGCCGAGGGGGGCGUGGCCGAGAUCACCUGCCGGCUGCACCAGUAUGACGGCUCCAUCGUGGUGAUCCAGAACCCCGCGCGGCAGACCCUCUUCUUCAACGGCACGCGGGCGCUGAAGGACGAGCGGUUCCAGCUGGAGGAGUUCUCCCCGAGGCGAGUGCGCAUCCGCCUCUCGGACGCCCGACUGGAGGACGAGGGCGGCUACUUCUGCCAGCUCUACACGGAGGACACGCACCACCAGAUCGCCACGCUCACCGUGCUAGUGGCUCCGGAGAACCCCGUGGUGGAGGUCCGGGAGCAGGCGGUGGAGGGCGGCGAGGUGGAGCUCAGCUGUCUGGUCCCUCGCUCGCGCCCCGCAGCGGUCCUGCGCUGGUACCGAGACCGCAAGGAGCUGAAAGGCGUGAGCAGCGGCCAGGAGAACGGCAAGGUGUGGAGCGUGGCGAGCACCGUGCGCUUCCGUGUGGACCGCAAGGACGACGGCGGCAUCGUGGUCUGCGAGGCACAGAAUCAGGCGCUGCCCUCGGGGCACAGCAAGCAGACGCAGUACGUGCUGGACGUGCAGUACUCGCCCACGGCGCGCAUCCACGCCUCUCAAGCUGUGGUCAGGGAGGGAGACACUCUGGUGCUGACGUGCGCUGUCACGGGGAACCCCAGGCCCAGCCAGAUCCGCUGGAACCGUGGGAAUGAGUCCCUGCCGGAGAGGGCGGAGGCGGCGGGCGAGACGCUCACGCUGCCCGGCCUGGUGUCUGCAGACAACGGCACCUACACCUGCGAGGCGGCCAACAAGCACGGCCACGCGAGGGCGCUCUACGUGCUCGUGGUCUACGCCGCGGCCCGGGGCGUCUAUAGACGUGGCCGCGCGGGGCCCGGGCGCCGCGGAGGCCGUCACGUGCGCGUGGGAGCCUCAUUGUUCGCGCUCGGGGUCUGUGCUCGCCCCCGCCGGGCCGAGGGAGGGGUGGUCUCGCCGGCCUUGCCGGGACGCGCGCUGCCGAGCAGGACGCCCGGGGGUCUGUGGGCCCCGGGGCCCCGGGGGUGCGCCUGCCGCCCUCCUCGGAACCGCGCGGGUGGCGCUCGGGCUGCGUGGAGGCAUGAUUGCACCUGA